GCCGGUGCGAUUCGGUCUCUCUCUCUCUCUCAGCGUUUUUCUCUCGCCACCGAGCUUUCUUUCUUCCCAUUUCUUCCUCUCAUUCUGCGUUUUUCUCUCCCCAACGAUCUCUAUUUCUUCCCAUUUUCAUCUAAAAACCUUCCGACUCUUUCUAUCUAGCUUUCGAGAGCUCUGUCGAAGGUGGAAAAUCUCCCUCUCCUCUCUCAAUUUUUUCGCGAGAAAUGGCGUCGGGUCGAUACAUUCUUACGAGACUCUUGUUCUUCUUCCUUACGACGGGCUUGGUAGCAGCUUCCGACUUCAUUUCACACGACGUCUUGGACUCCCAUCGAACGAGUGGUCGCAGCCUUCUCGAUGCCGUAAAGAGCUGCCCCGUGAACUUUGAGUUGAUGAACUACAAGAUCAUCACUAGCCAAUGCAAAGGGCCCAAGUACCCAGCUCAUCUCUGCUGCAAGGCCUUCAAGGAUUUUGCCUGCCCCUAUACGGAGGAACUGAACGACCUCUCCAAUGACUGUGCCUCGGCCAUGUUCUAUUACAUCAACUUCUACGGCAAGUACCGUCCUGGCCUCUUCGCCAACAAGUGCCGUGAAGGUGAGAAUGGACUCGAGUGCCCUGCAUAGGCCUUUAACACAAGCUUCAAACUAAUAUAACCAGCCGCAGAUAGCGAAUGCAACACAGAUGAGGGUUGGUGCAGGGUUUGAAUCUGCAGUUUUGAGUGGCUUCCAGCCAUAUCUGAUUUGUUUACAUUGGAGGUUAGGGGUGGUUGCUGUGAAAAAAAAAAA
Molecule: messenger RNA, 779 nt
Organism: Magnolia sinica
Lineage: Eukaryota; Viridiplantae; Streptophyta; Magnoliopsida; Magnoliales; Magnoliaceae
Product: GPI-anchored protein LLG1-like
Exons: 3
Coding region: 222-617 (131 amino acids)
Source: RefSeq, a predicted model, not a curated record